GAGCCUGCUCAACGACGUUGUGCGGCGGAAGGGCUUCGCGCAACCUCGGACAGACGUCAUCCUUUGCAAGGACGACCUGCCAAAAGAGGCUGCCAAGGGCCAGAGCUGGUUCCAGGGGGUGAUUUCUCUGCCCGAGUUGGGCCUCCAGGUGCACGGUGCAAUGGCCACGAACAAGUCGGAGGCGCAGCAACAGGCUGCCAUGAAAAUGCUGCAGAGGUUGCAGCAGGAAGCUGAAUCUGCGGGGGCCGUGUGGCAGCACCCUCUCUGCAAGUCGGCCAUGGCACCAGCC
Messenger RNA from Symbiodinium sp. CCMP2456, 289 nucleotides. Lineage: Eukaryota; Dinophyceae; Suessiales; Symbiodiniaceae. The record is from the annotation of a GenBank genome assembly.